ACUCACCGCCAAAGUCCGUUGCAUUGCCGACUCGCGGCUCUACCAUCGCAAGGGACCCGCGCGUAGCUGCAGCACGACAGGUUUCUGCAUACAUUGUAUAAUGUCCAGCGCUUCUUCCCGAACGGGAUCAGUUUGGCUCCGAAGGGCUGGAAUCUCUUUGGAAAGCAUGGCGGAGAGUGGAGCGGCGUUUGAAUUCCGGAGGAUAGUUCUCAUCGGUAGAACAGGAUCUGGAAAAUCUACUCUGUGCAAUGUCUUAGCAGGCGGCGAAGACAUUCAUUUCCACGAAGAAGAUUCAGCAAAAAGUGUUACGCAACACGUGAAGUCUCAAAGGUUCCCGGUCAAGUAUGGCGAAAAAACCUUGAUUUUCGAUCUGAUAGACACAGUUGGCUUUGGAGAUACUGAACUCUCAACGGAGAAAGUACUAGAGGAACUGGCAAACCUGGCCGUUGUGUGCAAGGGAGGUAUACAUCAAGUGAUCUUUGUGACAAAUAACCGGUUUACUGAUGUGGAGCGGGAGUGCCUCGACUUGGUGCAGAGUGUUGUCUUCGCCAGGUCUAUUCUGCCCUACAUGUGUGUCGUCCGCACCCGUUGCGACGAUUUCGAAGACGAUGAAACUGUGGCUAGAAUCAAGUCUGAAAUGCAGGGACUGUCAGAUAUCUUGAAAGAAGUCGAUCACUUCUUCCUAGUGAAUAACCCGCCGUUUACUUCAAGAAGUACAACCAAGAAAAGGAGAACCAAUACGUCGAUAAGGCAAGCAUCACGCAAGAAGAUCCUCGCUCACCUCGUUGAGAAUUGCACGGAAGUCUUCAAUCCACCGAAACUAGUGGAAAUCGUCGAUACCAUCGAAGAUCACUUGAUUCGUUACAAGAAGCUGGAAACAGAGUACAAAAUGCAGGUAGAAAGGGAGGAAGCGCUAAAGGGUGCUCUCAAAGAAAGUCACCAUCAGCUCAAAGAGCAGAGCGAUCGUCAUCAUGACGAGAGGCAAGACCUGCAGAAGAAGCUAGAUCACCAGCACCGCGAAAAGGAAGACCUCCAGAAGAAGCUAGAUGACCAGGCCACCAAAAUUCAAUUCGUGGUGCACAGCACAAUGGAUCCUGCCGAGCUGCGUGAGACGAUGUACAAGGAUGCGCUGGUAAAGUACAACGAUCUGACUUGGUUUGACCGACUGAAAACGUGGCGACCCCGACGGGCAUAUUUCAUGAAGACGGAAGCGCUGAAGAAGUAAGCUAUCAGCUUUCGUUUUGGCCACAUCUCUUACCUUUACUUCCCAUUAGCCACUAGAUGUAGUGCCAUGUUUUCCUUCUCUAUUUAGUGCUGUAGAAACGGCGUUACCUGAAAAACGUCGCAUGGAAAUGUAGUGGAAAACUAAUAUAAAUUAUUGCAUUACUCUGUUACGUUCACUGUCCACCCCAAUGAUACUAUUCGUAGCUCCAACAGAACGCUACUGAACCUGUCUUCAGGGUGCCUGCUGUAUACUUGUCUUAGUUCCCAAGUGUAUCAUGUAAUAAUUAUAAUUGUUUCAACAUAUCUUUGCUAAACAAGUUUACUUCGAAACGUUUCUACAAGCGGUUUGUCUUUGGUUGAUUCAGUACGUCACAACACUGGCCGCCUAUUGGCAAUCCCACGGAUCUCUUUUCUUUUCGCACGAGCAGUUUCACUGACUGUCAGCUCAUUUUUGCACGUGUAUCACGUUCUCCCCGUGUAUUUAUUUUGAUGAUUAAAAUUAUCAACGAGACUAUAAACCAGUUUUCGUAUAGACUUUCCGAUAAAUGUAUUACAUUUUGCACUGCUGUCAUUCGCACCGUUUAGAUUUGCGGCAUGAUGCAGCAGUCAUUUACACUUUGCAAGUUUGUGGGUAUAUAAACCAAUACUGAUCCAGAUUUACCCAUUGCUGUUGUCUGAUGAUCACUUAGUGUUUGAAACUCGGAGUUAAAACACUUUUUUCCGUCCACGUAUUGUUUGAACUAGCUCUGCCUCUCGGUAUUGAGCACUCUCUUGGA
Sycon ciliatum is the source of this 2000-nucleotide messenger RNA. RefSeq lists its product as uncharacterized. The coding region runs from base 101 to 1225 and encodes 374 amino acids. The record is from RefSeq and is a predicted model, not a curated record. Lineage: Eukaryota; Metazoa; Porifera; Calcarea; Leucosolenida; Sycettidae. The transcript has a single exon. Gene Ontology annotation, molecular function: GTP binding.